Molecule: messenger RNA, 129 nt
Organism: Dentiscutata erythropus
Lineage: Eukaryota; Fungi; Glomeromycota; Glomeromycetes; Diversisporales; Gigasporaceae
Source: the annotation of a GenBank genome assembly
AUGUUGCCUCUCAUUGAUAAGACUGAUCAAUAUUAUCUACUUAUCCAAAGUAAGGCAUUCAGAGUUAUGUAUUUGGCAGUUACUAUUGGACUAAGACAUUGCCCCGAAUUAGCAACAAUUGAAUUGUAG